This is a messenger RNA of Ostertagia ostertagi, 906 nucleotides long. The record is from the annotation of a GenBank genome assembly. Lineage: Eukaryota; Metazoa; Nematoda; Chromadorea; Rhabditida; Trichostrongylidae.
AUGCAGGCUGGUGCCAAGGCACCCUCGAGUUCCAAGGGUCCAGCAUCUGCUCCAAAUCAGAAGGGUAAAGACGCGGCGGAGACGACGGCUAAAGGCCAGGCCAAUGAGAAGAAAGAGUCCAAAGAUUCCAAGGAGUCUAAGGACAGCAAGGAAUCAUCAAAAGAAGCUGAUAAAAAGAAUAAUGACAGAUCAAAGGAGGACAAAGCCAAACCUGCACCACAGAAACCCGGCGAUACUAGAGAGGAGUUGAGUAGUAUACAGUCAACCGAUGGGAAGAAACCUACCAUUGCAUCUGGCCCUCCUGGCGCUCCUGGCCCCAAUGGCGGUGCGAUUAUACCUGAUCCUGCUGGGACGUCACCUGCUGAGCAAGCGGUAUCAAUCAUGAUAACGACAGGUUUAUCACCGAAUCUGAACAGCCUCGACGAUAUUCGUAAGUUACAACGGCCACUGAGAGUCGUACGUGGCUUGGCGCAAGAUCUACUGUGGGCUGAUCCUGAGACGGGUACGAAGGGAUUCCAGCAAAACAAAAUUCGAGCUGUGUCACAUAUCUUUGGCGAAGAUACGGUACGUGACAAGUGUAAGCAGCUGAAUAUCGAUCUGAUAAUCAGAGCCCAUCAGGUGGUGGAAUUCGGUUAUGCAUUCUUUUGUGGUCGUGCCCUAAUUACGGUAUUCUCAGCGGCCCGAUAUCAUGAAGAGCUCGUCAAUUAUGCAGCGGUUGUUAAGGUGGAUGCCAGCUUAGAGCUAUCGUUUGUACAGUUGAAACCCCAAGAGUUUGAGAAGGUUCGACGCGAGCUUGAGCAGAAGCACGAUGAAACUGGUGAUCCUGGCGAAGAACCGCAACCACCGCCAUCACCGGGUACCGCACCAACGCCGCAGACGUCUCAGCAAACACAAACCACUCAAUAG